Molecule: messenger RNA, 3634 nt
Organism: Poeciliopsis prolifica (blackstripe livebearer)
Lineage: Eukaryota; Metazoa; Chordata; Actinopteri; Cyprinodontiformes; Poeciliidae
Product: ras-related protein Rab-39B
Exons: 4
Coding region: 491-1132 (213 amino acids)
Biological process (GO): Rab protein signal transduction
Cellular component (GO): Golgi membrane
Molecular function (GO): GTPase activity; GTP binding
Source: RefSeq, a predicted model, not a curated record
CCCACCCCACCACCCCUCCAGCCCAGCCGCCCCUCUCCCUCAGAGGCUGUUGACAACGAGGGGGGCUCAGUUUGACCCGGACUUCCGCAGGAUCCGUGUGUGUGUUUUUUUUUUUUUUUUCAAAAAAAAAAACAAAACACAAUAAUAGCUCUGGAUGCGCUUCUGUCUGAGCUGUCCGAGGCAGACAGGGGGGCCCUGACCGUAAGAGACGGAACCGCUCCGGACUCCGGCGUACCAGUGUGUGUUUGUACCUACUGAUAGAAACUGAUAGACGGAGUCCCCAGAUUUUUUUUUUUUUUUUUUUUUUUUUUUGCGGCCUGAGCGUCGAACCAGUCCGACUUGUUGGUGCCAUGGAGCUCUCAUCGGCCUGGUCCUGAACGGCAACACCGGCCUAAAGCGGACCCACUCCUGCUGCAACUCGCGCCGACGCGCGCGCACCUCGGCCGCUCCACGCCUCGGCAGCAGCAGCGCGCGGAGCGCCGCAGUCGUCAUGGAGGCCAUCUGGCUCUACCAGUUCCGCCUCAUCGUCAUCGGGGACUCCACGGUGGGCAAGUCGUGUCUCAUCCGGCGGUUCACGGAGGGUCGCUUCGCCCAGGUGUCCGACCCCACCGUGGGCGUGGACUUCUUCUCCCGCCUGGUGGAGAUCGAGCCCGGGAAGCGGAUCAAGCUGCAGAUCUGGGACACCGCGGGGCAGGAGCGCUUCAGGUCCAUCACCAGAGCUUAUUACCGUAACUCUGUGGGCGGGCUCCUCCUCUUCGACAUCACCAACCGCCGCUCCUUCCAGAACGUCCACGACUGGCUGGAGGAGGCGCGCAGCCACGUCCAGCCGCACAGCAUCGUCUUCCUGCUGGUGGGCCACAAGUGCGACCUUGAGGCGCAGCGCCAGGUGACCCGGCAAGAAGCGGAGAAGCUGGCCGGGGCGUACGGCAUGCGCUACAUCGAGACGUCGGCGCGCGACGCCAUCAACGUGGAGCACGCCUUCACCGAGCUCACCAGGGAGAUCUUCGCCUUGGUGCGGUCCGGCGACAUCACCAUCCAGGAGGGCUGGGAGGGCGUGAAGAGCGGCUUCGUGCCCAACGUGGUUCACUCGUCGGAGGAGGUGACCAAGAGCGACCGCCGCUGCCUCUGUUGAGGUUUUUGAAAAGGGAGUGGACGCCGAUGACGGACUGAACUGUCGGCCGUCCAGACGGAGGAACUGUACUUCCUUAAGACUGAAUGCGGAUUUGGACGGGUGGGGUUAACUCGGCGAACUCAGCUCUCGGUGUCGACGAACAUCGUAACAAGUGGAGGACUUCGAGGGAUGGAUCCAUCUCUGUACAUGUUUUUCGUUCUCGGAGGGGGCAAGGGUCAGAGUUGUUUGGACUGGACUGCUUUCCCAGAACCUCUCGCAAAAGGCCUUAGAAACCGGAUCUGUUCAGAUGACUUUAUCGUUUUGAUUUCUGCCAUUACCUCCUUUCCAUCAAACACCUCUCAAUAUGCAAUUUUAUGAUCACAUAACAAGAGAUCUCAUCUUUCUUUACUCGUUUCGUCUAAAGCACCAUAUAGCGUCGUUUGGUCAUGUCCUCGGCAUUAAAGCUGUUUCUCCUUCGCCCACAUGCUGUUUCACAUUCCAGAAAUCGAUAGAGGAGUCCUGGAGGUCUUAGAAAAAACUCUGACCUAUCGCUCUACUACCUUACAAAAGUAUUUAUAUCACUGACACUUCUUUGUUUUUUCUUAUUUUCAACCUUACCACUACUAAUUGAAAUUUAAUUGGGAGUUUUUGUUUUGGGACAAACAUGAAGUGGAAGUAAAUGGUACAGUUUUCAUAGGGGCUCUGCACAUCCUUUAAAGUCUUAAAUUCAUGUAUCUAAAUAUCUUAAAAGUCAUUAAAAAUGUAAGUUGGCCUCAAUCAAUCGAGGCAAGACUAUUUGAUCUGGCAUACACUAUCUAGUUUGAGUCACAGACAUCUUCGUGGUAGCGGUUGAAGCUAUCACUAAUUAGCUGCUAAUGUAGCCCUGCUAGCUCGCUAGGUUUUUUCGUCUUUCAUGGGUGAGUGGAAAUUAAUUGCCAGUUUUCUGGAUAAUGUUCGUCUUCGCCUCUGGCUCACUUCUGUUGCUAACCAAAAAAAAAAAACCCUUGGCCUUACUUCUAUAUAAAAUAUGCGAUGUUCUCGUCUAAACUUCUGUCUUAAAUUUUAUUCAUAUUAUCCCUGGUUGGGUCUUAAAAAGUCUUACAUUUGAGUUGCUGAAACAUUCAGAAACCCUGUUUCAAAUCUGAUUUGCAUUCAACCCUUUCCUCUCUGCUAUCCCUGAAUAUUAUCUACCUAAACUGGCUGGGCUUGUGAGAAAAGUGCUAAUCCAAAACACCCAAGAGGCUUAUUCUGUCUUUGGAGGAGCAGCAGAGAUCCUCAACUCAGGUGGGACCUUGUGUUAACAGGUCAGACAAGUAUCAGUAGUGCACUCCGCAAAGCUUUGUUAAGACACUCAUAGGUAGUUUAAAGUUCGCCACAAGCCAUGGAGGGAAUACAACAAACGUGCGGAACAAACGUGUCAAAAGCUGCUAUAGACAUAGGCCCAGUCAAAGCCCAGACCUAAAUAAAAAAAAUAAAUCAGUGACAAAAUUUUAAAGAUUGACGAUUCAAGACUUUCUCCAUCCAAUCUUUCGGAACUUGAACUAUUUUGCAAAGAAGAAUGGACCAUUUCAAUUGCAAAUGUCCAACGCUGGCAGAGACAUGCUGCAGGAACAAAAGGUGGUUUUAUAAAUCAGGAAGUUGCUAAUGAGAAGAUUAGGAAAGAGGGCAACCAAACUCCUCUUUCCACCAAGCCACAGUUGCUCACAAGGUGUCCUCUUGGGUACUACAUUGUCUUGGUCCGUCACAUAAAACACACAAUCUUUUUGGAGAAAAGACAUAGUGGGCAAUAAAAUACUUUUGCAAGGUAUGAGACCUCCAGCGAACUCGAUGACAUUGACCUGGUCACAUUAGCCGUCUGUGUAAAAGUCAUGCAAUAACACGACACCUCCCAGUUGUUCGCAAAGGACUCUAACUGCACGAAGACAAGUGCACUCGAGGAGGUGGAGCUGUGGACACGUCAAACUGCUUCAUCGGACACACCGGGUGGAUUUGUUGAACUCUCUGUUUGGAGCAGGAAAGCACCUUAAUAGUCGAGUCCGUCUACACAGGGAAAGCCUUAUUUGGUAUACUUCAGUUCCCCGAGGCCAAACCGGCAGAGACGGACUGAUCACAUUAACGGACACUCGACGAAUGGACUCCAUGGCAUCACUACGUAACCAACAAUGCACGCUAAAAAAGAGGGGGAAAUUUUUAUUAUUAUUUUUUUAAUCGCCGCAAAGAAAUCCGACCAGCCCGACGCGGUUCACGAGAUUCAGUUCUGUUCAGUACAAGUUGCUUUAAUCUGUGGAAAUGCAGUGUCGUAUGUGACUUUUAUCACCGCUUCAGUUGAAACCCUGCAUUUUUACCUCGCCGCCAUGUUGGCGAGGUAAAAAUGAAACGCUCCCAAGACUUAAACUGCUUUAAAUUUGGUUUCUCAAGACACAGAUUUCAAAGCACCUUAUCUUUACCUAAAUUUGAUGAUUACAUUUCAAGAUGCGUUCCAACCCCUGACAUGAAAAUUAAAGAAAUAAUGCUUAUAUAUUG